This is a messenger RNA of Paramecium sonneborni, 222 nucleotides long. NCBI's taxonomy places the organism in Eukaryota, Ciliophora, Oligohymenophorea, Peniculida, Parameciidae. The record is from the annotation of a GenBank genome assembly.
AUGAAUAAUAAAUAGAGAUAUUAAAAUUGGAAAAAAGCAAGAUCUGAUAAAAGAGAUUAAAAAUAAUAAUAAGGUUAAUAAUAAUAAAUAAAAUUACAUUAAUUACAAUAAUUAAAUAAUCAAUAGAAUAACAGUAAAGAUGAAAGUAAAGAUGAAGAUUAAUAAUAAUAAUAAUAAAUACAUAAGAUAGAAGAGAGAUUGAAUGAUAUAAAAUUAUUAUGA